Lycium ferocissimum is the source of this 802-nucleotide messenger RNA. RefSeq lists its product as uncharacterized. Lineage: Eukaryota; Viridiplantae; Streptophyta; Magnoliopsida; Solanales; Solanaceae. The transcript is spliced from 3 exons. Gene Ontology annotation, cellular component: COPII-coated ER to Golgi transport vesicle; endoplasmic reticulum membrane; Golgi membrane. The coding region runs from base 159 to 392 and encodes 77 amino acids. Gene Ontology annotation, biological process: endoplasmic reticulum to Golgi vesicle-mediated transport. The record is from RefSeq and is a predicted model, not a curated record.
UGAAUACUUAAGGGACUAUUUUGACCUUAUUCUCAAACAUAAGAGACCAUUUUUGCAUUUUCUCUAUUGUUUUUUUUCUUCUUCUUUUUCUGUAUCGCUUAGAUUGUAGAUCUGGGUUCCAAAUUAAAUACUAAUACAAUAACAACAUAAUUCAGGGAAUGGGUUUGUGGACAUUGCUUGAGGGCUGCCUGCUUCUUGCAAAUGCACUUGCAAUAUUGAACGAAGACCGUUUCCUUGCUCCGAGAGGAUGGAGCUUCCAGGAAUAUUCAGGGGUCCGGAGAAAUUCAUUCAAGGGCCAGCUACUUGGUCUUAUUUAUGCAACUCAAUAUCUGAGAGUUCUUCUCAUACUCCUCAACACACUCUGUAUUGUUGUAAAGUUUGUAUCUGGAUGAUGAUUCUUGGGUGAGACACGAAAGUUCAUAGAUGGAGGGUGCAGAAGCCUCCUUGAGGAAAAGCCGCAAAUAGUCACAUUUUGUUAGAAACCUGAUACAAGCUGAUCUUCUUCUGUUAGUUUCAGAUUAAAAAUUAGUUUUCGGUCUUUAUGAACGACUGUUGUGAAAUAGGUUAUCAGCAACAACCUAUAUGCAUAAUGUUAUUCAAAAAUUAUCUUCGUAGAGUCUAAUCUCUCUUUUUAGUUUCUGCAAUUUUUUGAAUACGUGUGAGAUAUUUUCCUGCAUCUCUUCUUAGCAUUUGCUUAACAGGGUGUUGUUUUUAAUGUGAAACCAAUUCUUGUGAUGUAAGGGAGUCUUGUAGUUAGGAUUGUAACGAUGAUGAAUAAAUCCCGAGUCUUUAACUUUAACCA